Messenger RNA from Truncatella angustata, 764 nucleotides. RefSeq names its product ubiquitin-conjugating enzyme/RWD-like protein. The record is from RefSeq and is a predicted model, not a curated record. Bases 193 to 639 code for a protein of 148 amino acids. The transcript is spliced from 4 exons. NCBI's taxonomy places the organism in Eukaryota, Fungi, Ascomycota, Sordariomycetes, Amphisphaeriales, Sporocadaceae.
CCGUCCAUCCAUCAACCAGCAAUCAACCUUUUCCACAAUCUUAUUGAUUACCGAGCUUGGAGCUCUUCACAUUUGACAAGACCUUGACCCGGACGGACAGCAUAUAUCGUUGCGCCCGUUACUCACCACACUCGCGUCGCACAGCACCCCCCCCCUAUCACCUCACGGAAGCCCUGGAUAUCAGUUGCGGACAUGGCGUUGCCCAAGCGAAUCAUCAAGGAGACGGAGCGCUUGAACAGUGAGCCAGUACCUGGCAUCAAGGCCACCCCCCACGAUGACAACCUGCGAUACUUUGAUGUCGAAAUUUCAGGACCCGACGGCUCUCCGUACCAGGGCGGCAACUUUAAGCUCGAGCUCUUCCUGACUGACGACUACCCCAUGGUCCCGCCCAAGAUCCGCUUUCUCACCAAGAUCUACCACCCCAACGUCGACAAGCUUGGCCGCAUCUGCCUUGAUGUCCUGAAGAACAACUGGUCCCCUGCCCUCCAAAUCAGGACUAUUCUUCUCUCCAUCCAGGCCCUACUCGGCGCCCCCAACCCCGAUGAUCCACUCGCCGCCGACGUCGCCAAGAGCUGGAAAGAAGACGAGAACAAGGCCAUCGCGACCGCUAGAGAGUGGACCCAGCAGUAUGCCAAGUAGAAGGACGACAGACCAGAAGGGUCCCCGAAAGUCAAACAGGAGAGUACACGCCCGAACCGCCCGGCAGUAGUGCCACCAAAGGUCAAGGAAGAGAGCCCAGGCCCGAGCCCAGAUAGGGCUGUGGC